AUGGACGCUACUGCAUCGACGUACCCGCCCCCGCCACCUUACUACAAGCUCUACGCUGCUUACGACCCCCACACGCGCACGGGCGGCCCGCCCCCGCCUCCCGCCAUCACCGGCGAAUACGUGUCCUUCGGAGCCCCGUACAACACGGAGGAUCGGCUGCCGAGCCUGGAGGAGCAGGGCGUGCGGCAGCUGUUCCCCUCCACCAAGAAUAUCAACACGCGUGCAGAGCUGAAGGCACUGGGGCGGGAGCUGGGCCUGCUGGUGCUGGAGCUGGCGGACGUGUUGGUGGAGCGGCCAUCGCAGGCAGGGCGGUGUGUGGAGGACAUCUCGCUGCUCUUCACCAACCUGCACUUCCUCCUCAACUCGCUGCGCCCUCACCAGGCGCGGGCAACACUCACACACAUGCUCAAGACGCAGCUGGAGAUGCGCAAGCAGUCGCUGCAAGGCAUCAAGGAGCAGCGAGCAGCGGUGUGGGAGGUGCUGAGGCUGGCGGUGGGAGAGGUGGAGGCCGCCACACAAGGGGAAGCUGGCGGUGGGGGCAGCAGCAAGGGCCGUGCAGAGGGGGUGGAGGUGGAGGGAGGGGGAGGCGGCAAGCAAUGA
Closterium sp. NIES-65 is the source of this 600-nucleotide messenger RNA. The record is from the annotation of a GenBank genome assembly. Lineage: Eukaryota; Viridiplantae; Streptophyta; Zygnematophyceae; Desmidiales; Closteriaceae.